This is a messenger RNA of Helicoverpa zea (corn earworm), 3714 nucleotides long. RefSeq names its product glutamate receptor ionotropic, NMDA 2B (gene Nmdar2). Gene Ontology annotation, cellular component: postsynaptic membrane; plasma membrane. Bases 271 to 3450 code for a protein of 1059 amino acids. NCBI's taxonomy places the organism in Eukaryota, Metazoa, Arthropoda, Insecta, Lepidoptera, Noctuidae. Gene Ontology annotation, biological process: modulation of chemical synaptic transmission; synaptic transmission, glutamatergic; monoatomic ion transport. The transcript has 16 exons. The record is from RefSeq and is a predicted model, not a curated record. Gene Ontology annotation, molecular function: transmitter-gated monoatomic ion channel activity involved in regulation of postsynaptic membrane potential; NMDA glutamate receptor activity.
GCGCUCGGCGUCUGGAGGUGCUUCGCGCUUCGCGCCGCGCCCCAAACAGCCGGAGCGUGGCUCGGGGCGUGGCGCUUACGUAAACACGCGUGGCUCACAGCUCGUGUUACAGGCGGCGCGGUGCCGCGCCACUGUCCGUCCCAGAACGACCCCAUGUUGGCCCGCGCCGCCAUCUAAGUUUAUGUGGAUAGUAGCGCGCACCCUGUCGCGCGGCCGCCGCUGCCACUGUCACCACCGCCGAUUAACGCGCUUAUAGCAUCAAGAGUGGAGAUGCAGACGCGCACAGCGCUGAUGGCGCUAGCGGCGCUGGGAGCGCUGGCGGCGGCGGCGGCGACGGCGGCGGCAGCGGAGCGGGGCAGCGGCAUCAAGGUGGGCGGGGGAGGCGCGGGCGGCGGCGCGCGGGACGGCGGCCGCGGCGGCGGCGUGCGCAUCGGCGUCGACGGGCUGCGGCGGCCGCGCACCUCGCCCGCGCCGCCUCCGCCGCGCGCUCCCUCAUCCAUCACAGCAGCGCUUGUCGUGCCACAUAAAGCCUUUGGCACACGUGAUUACACUAAGGCCGAGAAGGCAGCGCUAUCAAAGUUGCCGCGUAAACUAAAACUCUUCUCGCACGUGCGCCUAAAUAUUACGCUUUCUACGCAAGGCUUGACGCCUAGUCCUAUGUCUAUCCUGGAUUCGCUAUGUAAGGAAUUUCUAGCGGUCAAUGUGUCUGCUAUCCUCUAUCUUAUGAAUCAUGAACAAUAUGGGCGCUCUACUGCCUCUGCACAGUAUUUUCUACAACUCGCCGGCUAUCUUGGCAUUCCGGUUAUAGCGUGGAAUGCGGACAACAGCGGUCUCGAAAAGCGAGCGUCGCACGCCUCUUUGCGGCUGCAGCUCGCUCCCUCGAUAGAACACCAAACAUCGGCCAUGCUAUCAAUUUUAGAACGAUAUAAGUGGCAUCAAUUCAGUGUUGUUACUUCAGCCAUAGCAGGCCAUGACGACUUUAUACAGGCUGUUCGUGAAAGAGUUACAGCUCUACAAGAUCGAUUUAAAUUUACGAUAUUGAAUGCAAUUGUGGUAAAGCGGUCUUCGGACCUAAAUGAGCUGGUUACGAGCGAAGCGCGCGUGAUGUUGCUAUACGCGACGCGCGAAGAAGCCGCCGAGAUAUUGUCGGCCGCCGGUGACUUGCAUCUCACUGGCGAGAAUUUUGUAUGGAUAGUCACACAAAGUGUUCUUGGUUCGAUGCAACAGCCGAACAAAUUUCCAGUGGGAAUGCUUGGUGUACAUUUCGAUACGUCAAGUUCAUCGUUAAUCGCGGAGAUAGCUACAGCAGUAAAGGUGUUCGCGUACGGUGUGGAAUCGUAUGUGUCAGAACCCGAGAACAUACGCUACCCGCUGGGAACACGGCUGUCGUGCAGCGGCGCGGGCGCGGGCGAGGCGCGCUGGUCCACCGGCGAGCGCUUCUACCGACACCUGCGCAACGUCAGCGUCGAGGGCGAGGCGGGCCGCCCCAGCAUAGAGUUCACGCCCGACGGAGAACUCAAAGCUGCCGAACUCAAAAUUAUGAAUUUACGGCCGGCACUCGGAGAACAGCUGGUAUGGGAAGAAAUCGGUACGUGGAAUUCAUAUCCAAGAGAAAGGCUAAUUAUUAAAGACAUAGUAUGGCCGGGCGGCUUACACACCCCACCUCAGGGCGUGCCGGAGAAGUUCCAUAUGCGUAUAACAUUUUUGGAAGAGCCUCCUUACAUCAACCUGGCACCGCCGGAUCCCGUGAGCGGGCGGUGCUCGCUGGACCGCGGCGUCAUCUGUAGAGUGGCGCCGGAGGUGGAAGUGGCUGGUUUGGAGGCGGGCGCGGCGCACGGGAACAGUUCGCUGUACCAGUGCUGCAGCGGCUUCUGCAUAGAUUUGCUGCAGCAGCUGGCGGAGCAGCUGGGCUUCACGUACGAGCUGGUGCGCGUCGAGGACGGCCGCUGGGGCACGCUACAUCACGGCAAAUGGAAUGGUCUCAUUGCAGAUCUAGUCAAUAAAAAAACUGAUAUGGUGCUAACGUCGCUGAUUAUAAAUUCAGACAGAGAGGCUGUGGUGGAUUUUAGCGUACCUUUCAUGGAAACAGGGGUUGCAAUCGUAGUAGCUAAGCGAACAGGCAUCAUAUCGCCGACGGCAUUUCUGGAGCCGUUCGACACAGCCUCCUGGAUGCUAGUGGGAGCAGUCGCCAUACAAGCGGCGACUUUCUCAAUAUUCUUCUUCGAGUGGUUAUCCCCGAGUGGAUUCGAUUGUUCAACUGGCAACAAUUCAAAACGAGUGCCACAGAAUCGAUUUUCUCUGUGUCGAACUUAUUGGAUUGUUUGGGCAGUUCUUUUUCAGGCAUCCGUGCACGUGGACUCACCUCGAGGUUUUACUGCUCGUUUUAUGACCAACAUGUGGGCUAUGUUUGCGGUGGUAUUUCUUGCGAUAUACACUGCCAACCUAGCUGCCUUCAUGAUCACGCGGGAAGAAUAUCACGAGUUGAGUGGAUUGGACGAUCCGCGGAUAGCGAGGCCUCUCACUCAGCGACCGCCACUGAAGUUCGGAACAGUACCGUGGUCCCACACAGACGCGACUCUUGCCAAAUAUUUUACAGAGCCUCAUGCAUACAUGGCUCGGUACAAUCGUAGCACCGUAAGUGCAGGCGUCACCUGUGUACUCACAGGAGAGCUCGACGCCUUCAUUUACGAUGGCACUGUACUAGACUAUUUAGUAUCACAAGAUGAAGACUGCAGGCUUUUAACUGUAGGUGCAUGGUACGCUAUGUCCGGAUACGGGCUAGCGUUCACUCGUAAUUCUAAAUAUGUCAGUAUGUUUAAUAAAAGAUUACUCGACUUAAGAGCAAACGGUGAUCUAGAAAGAUUACGAAGGUAUUGGAUGACGGGGACGUGUAAGCCCAACAAACAAGAACACAAGUCGUCCGACCCCCUGGCGUUGGAACAGUUCUUGUCGGCGUUCCUGCUGCUGAUGGCGGGCAUCUUGCUGGCGGCGCUGCUCUUGUUGCUGGAGCACGUGUACUUCCGAUACCUGCGCUCACACCUCGCGGCCUCCAGCGCGGGCUCGUGUUGCGCGCUUGUGUCUUUAUCUAUGGGUCAAUCCCUUACAUUUCACGGCGCCGUCGUGGAGGCGGCGGCGCGUGGAUUUGGUGAACGGAGUCAUUGCCGUUCCGCAGUUUGUGCUGCACAGGUGUGGCGAGCGCGGCACGAGCGUGACAUGGCCGUGGCGCGCGCGCGGCAACUGGCGGCGGCGCUGGCGGCGCACGGGCUGGCCGCGCCGCCGCGCCGCCUCGCCUCGGCGGGCGCGCUGCUGGCGGUGGGCCGCCACGACGCCACGCACGUGCGGACGCUGCGCCCGCCCGCCGAUCUGCUGCCCGACCUCGAUAGACCGCUCUCUUGCGGAGAUUUACGCUCAAGAGAACGGACGCGAGUAGAAAUGGAAACAGUGCUGUGAGGCGUGUAUAGCGCCACCCUAUUUCAAUUCCUGAAGGCUGUUCUUACACCAAGUUAUACAAAACGAAAUUAGUUAUACCUAAUGUUAAAAUACGGACAGAUAAAAAAACGUUGUAAUUAUUAAAUAAACUAUUACAAUUAUUAAAACAGAGAGCUGGAUGUAGAUAGCGAAGCGUUGUUGUGGGACUCGCGCGCGGUGCAGGCUGGGCGCCGGGCGCGUGCCCCCGUGUUGUCUACUACAAUAAAAUAUAUUUUUUGGACAAUA